Molecule: messenger RNA, 2106 nt
Organism: Adineta ricciae
Lineage: Eukaryota; Metazoa; Rotifera; Eurotatoria; Adinetida; Adinetidae
Source: the annotation of a GenBank genome assembly
AUGCAUGUAUCAAAUGUUUCCUUAAAUUCCAAUAAUAAUUCUUCGAAAGUUUAUUUAACUUGUGAACAAAUUGAAAAAUUGAAACAUGUCUUAGAUCGUCCAAUUCCAGUUUGUUCAUCAUCACCAUCAACAUUUCCAACAUUAAACUUAACACCACGAUACUUUCUUCGACAAGUUUUAUGGAAAUUAAAAGAGAAUUCCAUCGACAUUUCCUCGAUACGUUUAAAUGGCGGUGCUGCAUCCUAUGUUCUUGUAAAUGAUCCCAAAUUUGCUUAUCGCGACAUCGACAUUCUCAUCUAUAUCAACACUCCUCUAUCUUCCGAACAAAAAACAAGCUUAUUUUCAUCGAAUAACGAAGCCUACUCAUGUGAUGUUUGGACGAUUAUCAAAUAUAUCAUUUGUUCAUGUCUAAUUGAACACAUUGCCAGUACGACGUCUUCGAGCCAACAAUAUACGCAUCAUUAUUUAUCCACUGUUCUCGACACAUACACGAAUAAGAAUAUUAAGAUCUCCUCGAAGCAAGAUUCAUGGGCAUUGUUAUCGUUACAGAAUAACUGCGGACAAAAUCUUGAAUUGAAAUUCGUCGAGCAUAUCAAACGCCAGUGGCAAUUCAGCGUUGAUUCAUUUCAAAUUAAUCUCGAAUCCUUACUGUACGAAAAGCACGGUAGUCAGCAGUCGAACCGUCAGUUAUCGAACGGAUACAAAUGUCCAUCGAUCUCGUCAAUAACCAAAACAAUCAAAACGAAAAGUUUAGUUAUCGAUGCAAUCAAUGGCUUGACGAUCAUUAAGAAAGAAUCCGACGAACAAGAUGAUUUGAACGAGACGAAAUCGAAUAAUGAAAAAGUCAAUCUACAGUUAACAAGUACAAGUCCGUUACAAUUUGGAUUCUUCACACCAUCAUCAUCACCACCGGAUACCAUUGAAGAGGAAAGUAAUCGAGAAUUUCAAACGCUUGCAACAAUUACAACAAUCGCUACUUUGAAUAAUCAUACUGCAACUCAUGAAUCUCGUUCACGCCUAUCGAAAUCAUCCGUCUCAACACUGAAUGAUGAUUCUAUAGACUCCACACUACAAUUUCAUCUUUCGUUGAAUGAUGAUAUUGACGAUGGUAUCGUUUGUGAUGCUGACGAUUCAGCCAAUGAAGAUGACGAUCAAGUCUUUCGUACACCAGUUGAUGCCAACAGUACACCAUCAAGUCCAGCAACGAUUACUGCAACCGAUAUGCCAUCAUCAUUGUCAUCAUCAUCAUCAUCUUCUUCUGCCUCUUCAUCUCACAUCGAAGUCUAUUCAGUCUACAUAGAUGUACAUCAAGCACUCGAUCAUUUGUAUAACAAACUAAUUGCAACUAUUGCACCAGAAACCAUGCGUGGUGGAGGCCUGUUGAAAUACUGUUAUCUAUUAGCACAAAACUAUAAAGUGCACGAUCAAGCAGAUAUGUUACGUAUGCAGUUGUACAUGUGCUCAAGAUUUUUUAUUGAUUAUAAAAGUAUACCUGAACAAAUCCAUGUUAUCACAUUGUAUGUUUCCACACAUAUUUUGUUGAUACCAAUUGCAAACUAUGAACAGUCAAUGAAUUCUUCGACCCAACGUCGAACUCAAAAUUCCAAAUCAUCCGAGGAUCAAAACACAGUGGAUAGUGUUCGCCUUUGUCUACUAUUUUUCGAUCAUCUAUCAACAGUUAUCCGGCAGAGUACAGUAUGCUUGACACAUCACGAUAAAGAAGCAACUCUAAUGAUGAUCGAACAAUUGAAACAUUGUUACCAUUACAAUUAUGAACAUCUAUUCGCUGGUGAUACUUAUCAUCAACAACGGUAUCAUUCGUAUCAGAAUCACAACUAUCAUCAUCAACAUCGUCACGUGCAACAUUGUUCCAGUUCAUCAUCGAAUUCCAGUCGAUCUUCAUCACCGUCGAGUUCAUCAUCGAACUCGUACAAAUUCUUUCGCCACAAUAACAACCAGCGAUAUCAGAAUUCUCAUCAUCGACAUCAUAAUAAUCAACGAACAGCAACUUCGUACCAUCCUACGACUCGAUCCUAUUCCAAUCAAUUUCAAUCGAAUCAACUACCUCUAAGCAAUCAUUAUCAACAACGUCGACAUCAAUUGUGA